AUGGUUAGGGGAAAGAAACUGUAUGAUAACCUUAUAAGGUUCCAACGAGUGGUUGGAGAGGCUUUCUCUAAAGGGGUGAAUAAGAAGGCAGAUAAGGGUAUUGGUGAAAAGGAAAAUCGUAGGAAGUAUGGUGUUCCAAAUGAAACCAAGGAUUUUCAUAAUAGGGAGUCGUUUGUGAAUGUCAAAUCUUACACGGAGUCAACUCGUAAAGCAUCAGAAUUGCUUCAUAAGGAAGGCUAUUUUGCUUUGAAAGUUACGCCAUUGGGGGAAAAUCUUUGCCUACUUGAAGAAGACGAAGAGGGUGAAUUGGAAGCUUUGGUUGAGGGAGCUUUUGGAUGGCUAAGUCAAUGGUUUUCUGAAGUGAGAAAGUGGAGGGCGAAAGAUGUUGAUAUCGAAAGGUUAACUUAG
Messenger RNA from Lathyrus sativus (Indian pea), 408 nucleotides. Lineage: Eukaryota; Viridiplantae; Streptophyta; Magnoliopsida; Fabales; Fabaceae. The record is from the annotation of a GenBank genome assembly.